AUGUCAGCGAGCAUGGAGACCCGUCUCGUGUCUCUCGCCACGCGUUAUACCGCCAUCGAGCAGGGCAUCGAGGAGCUGCGACUGAUGAUGCAGCCUGCCGCGAAGGCGACAGCCAAUGUUGCUGCUGCUGCUGCUGCAGUGGCGACGCGGCACCGGGACCCUUGCGACUUGAAGGAGCUGCAGCCAUGCAAACAGGACACGUCCGAGGUUGCCGCGCUGCGGCAUUGGUGUUUGGCACACCGACUCUACAGUGCCGUCUUCCGCUGGGUGCCAUCUGACUACUACUCACACUCACUGCAGUGGCGGCGUGACAUUCUGGAGGCGCCUUCUAUUCAGCAUCUCUGCAAGUCGAUUGUGCUUGAGAACACGCACUGCAUUCACUCCGACUGCAGCCACCGCGAGAACUCCCGCUACUACAUUAUUGUAUACCCGUACACCGAGAAGUUUGACGCGGAGUUUGUCAUGCGGUGUGUGAAGGACAUGAACGAGGGACUUGGCAAGAAGAAGUUUAACUUCCGCCUUGCCGACCCGGCUGUGGCAUUGCAGUUGACCGGAUUUGGCCACGGCGCGGUGGCUCCGUUCGGCACCACCACGCGCAUCCCCGUCAUCAUGAGCCACCGCAUUGCGCAGCUAACGCCGCCGGUGUUUUGGAUGGGCGGUGGGCACGUGGACUGCAAGGUCCGCGUUGACGUGGCGGAAUUCGUGGAGAUUAUCGAGCCCAUCGUCGCCACCGUCACCACGCCGCUGUCUGCCGAAGACUUGGAGCACCUGGUCGACUAG
Messenger RNA from Trypanosoma grayi, 780 nucleotides. Its product is annotated as YbaK/aminoacyl-tRNA synthetase-associated domain-containing protein. The transcript has a single exon. The record is from RefSeq and is a predicted model, not a curated record. Lineage: Eukaryota; Euglenozoa; Kinetoplastea; Trypanosomatida; Trypanosomatidae. The coding region runs from base 1 to 780 and encodes 259 amino acids. Gene Ontology annotation, molecular function: aminoacyl-tRNA deacylase activity.